AUGGCUCGGGAUGGUCCCGGCUGUGAGCAGAGAGGCACUAGCAGGUGUCCGAAGUUUUUCUCCCCAGGGCCCGAUCCUGCGCUCUCUGGAAGCUGCGGCGAUUGCACGGGAGCAUUGGCUUCAGGGGGAGUCGCAUCAGAAGCAAGGAGAUCAGACAAAGAUCUCCCAACAUCUGAAACAUCAAAUGUUACCUCGGCAUACAGUUCGUUUCGGGGACACCUGAGCCCCACCGCCUGCACCUUGAGGAAGCACAAGACGAAUAGGAAGCCCCGAACCCCAUUCACCACCUCCCAGCUGCUGGCUCUGGAGCGCAAGUUCCGCCAGAAGCAGUAUCUGUCCAUCGCGGAGAGAGCCGAGUUCUCCAGCUCCCUCAACCUCACAGAGACCCAGGUCAAAAUCUGGUUCCAGAAUAGGAGGGCCAAGGCCAAGAGACUGCAGGAGGCCGAGCUGGAGAAGCUCAAAAUGGCAGCGAAGCCCAUGUUGCCUUCAGGGUUCAGCCUCCCUUUCCCCAUCAACUCUCCCAUCCAGGCCGCCUCACUGUAUGGAACAUCCUAUCCUUUUCACAGACCUGUGCUUCCUAUUCCGCCUGUUGGACUCUAUGCUACUCCUGUUGGAUAUAGCAUGUACCACUUAUCCUAAGAAGAUCAGAAAGACAAAGCGACAGUGAGAAGGACUUCCUGGUGGAUCUUGUCCAACCUUGAGAAGGCAGUACCCCAACCAGUACUGGCAAUUCUUUCUGCACGCUUUUAUCUGCCAUCCCAAGCGUACAGGAGUUUGCGUUAGCAAAGCAAGGCAUCCUGUAUGCUACAGGUUGGGUGUCUUCUGAGAGUGCUCUGAGCAGUCAGUGUCUGAUCCUCAAAGAAAAAAAAAUGUAAAAACAAAAAACAAAAAUAUUUGAGCAAAUGUAGGGGUUUUAUACAGUGCACAUAAAGCUAGAAUAAAAAGGAAUGGGUGAGAAAACACUCUUGUCUUAUGGAGGCAGAUCCCUUCCUAAUGGGUCCCAACACAUGUUUAAAGGAAGAGGGGUGCAUGCCCUAAACCCACACUCUCAAAUCUCAUCAGUUAAUAUUAGGGGGGGGGAAUAAAAAGAAAUAAAAAAGUAUAUAAUCACUUUUUUUUUUAAGAAAGCAGAGACCUUAGCUAGAGACACUGUGUAAAUAGCAACUAGACCCAGUAGAGUCGGAGUGAAGUUCAGAGCCAGCAAGUUCCUGCAUUUCUGGGGGUAGAGGAAGUUUUUGCAUCCCAAAUCUCAGUAGCUGUCUGCAGUUAAGAUGACUGUCAGGGUCCCUAUGUGCAUAAAGCAGAGCAACAGCUUUAUCCACCAUUGGCUCCUGUAUUGCCUUUAUCUGUAUAAAUCGCCUCAGCAUUUGUAAAGCACUGUGAGGGGAGGUAAAGUGCAAGGGAGGGUUAUUAGGCAGUCUGGUCUUUAUCUCUUCCUAUUGGCAUGCUCAGAAAUUUUUCUCUACAGCCAGGCAAUCUUGGCUCUGCAAUGCUCUUUGAAAACCAGGACAGAGGGAAAGCAGCUUACCGGGGGAGGAAGAGGUGGGUUGUUUCCACAGUGGUAGUGAGCAAAGGAUUGUCAGACCUUUCUGUGGAUAUGUUUGGGUUUUUUUAUUAUUGUUUGCAACAGUCUGUACUUAAAUAGAAGAAGAACCCCCCCCCUCCAGUCUUCCUCUCCUCCCUUUGCAAAGGAUUCCAUUGUUAAGUGACUCAUUCUCCAACCCCUUCUUAAGAGAGAUCCAGAUAUCAAAAACAAACAACCCUACUAGUAGGAUGUUGGGGUGCCAAGAGACUAUGUAACCUGUCUGUCCCCGUGGAAGCUCCCCAAGCGCUGGCAGUAUCUUCCCCAGGCUUCUCUUUAUAACUAUUGUAUUAUGUGUAUUAUUCUUGCUAAACCUUGUGAGAAAGUUACUCCAAAAGCCACGGAGCACUGGAGGCAGAGCUUCUCCUGGAUUUAUUUUCUUAGCAUGUUGUGGAAGAAAUCAAAAAAAA
Struthio camelus australis is the source of this 1992-nucleotide messenger RNA. Lineage: Eukaryota; Metazoa; Chordata; Aves; Struthioniformes; Struthionidae. The record is from RefSeq and is a predicted model, not a curated record.